AUGAAAGGUUGGCACAAGCGGAUAACUAAGGACCAAGAAGUGGAAAUAAGGGAUUUAAAGUUUGAUCUUCAAGAGGCCCGCAAUGCUGGACAAGAAGAACGCACAAGGAGGCUAACCGCGGAAGAAGCACUUUUACAGCGCACUGAUGAGCGUCAUAGAGCACUUCAAGCUUUGGCCGUGCUUAGGCAAUUACUACUAAGGCAAAAAGAGUUAUGUGAUGCUGCAAGGGAUGAAAGGGACUAUUGGGAGAGACAAUACACAAUUGUUUCUACUGCUUAUGAGCACGUGAGCAUGGUUCCUAAGAUGCUUGAAGAAUACGAGAAAUGCCGCGAUAAUUAUGACAAGCUAGUUUACUUGUGCAACGAUCUAAUCCUAGACAUCCCAAGGAGUUUGGCAAAGGCGGAGACCUCUCUUGUUAUCCUUCCCAAAGAAGUCAAGGAAUUCAUAGAGCUUUGUAGAGAUAUGACAAACCCUAUGCCCCGUCAUGAUGGCACAGUCAAUGCAAUAGAGGUAGUCACCGAGCAAGAGUUUGUUCAACAACGGAGCUCCCCCAUAGAUGCCCUUAAGAGGUAUCUACUUGCAAAGGGGUUCGUCCUCGAACAUAACGAAGCCUUUAAGACAACCUUGCAAAGACUCGUGAAUCAAGGGGUAGUUCAGUUUAAAGAAUAUCCUGAGGAAGAGUAUGUGGCCAUGCUGGACAGGAAUGAACCGUUAAUGAUACCAAGACAAGGGGCAAGGAAGACGUUGAUCAUCCCUUGCGCCAAAGCCACACUGCUGAUACCCGCACAAGUACACACUAGGAUUAUCCCAGUCAGGGAUCCAUAUCCUGUGGACAAGAUGAAGGCAGUUCCAUGGGAAUAUGAGUCUAAUGCUAGUACCGAUGUGACAAACAUCGUCGGGCCUGGGGGUAUGACUCGUAGCGGUCGCAUAUUCAAUACUGCUAAAUCAAAAGAGAAUUCAGCACAAGCAAAUGAUCAAGCUACUGUGGUCCCUACUGAAAGAAGCACACCCAUAGACAAGGAGAUCACUAACAAAGAUGCCGAAGAAUUCUUGGCAUUAAUCAAGAAAAGUGAUUAUAAGGUAGUGGAUCAGUUGCACCAAACUCCAUCCAGGAUAUCACUCCUCUCGCUGUUAAUCCAUUCAGAAAAACAUCGAGACACCCUGAUGAAGAUCUUGAGUGCUGCCCAUGUAACCAAAGACAUCACUGUAAAUCAAUUUGAUGGAAUGGUGGCUAAUCUUACUGCUGGGACAUGCUUAAGCUUCAGUGAACACGAGUUGCCCUCACAAGGGAAAGAGCAUAACAAAGCCCUGCAUAUCUCCAUACAAUGUGGGAAAGCUCAUCUGUCUAGAGUGCUGAUCGACACAGGAUCGUCAUUAAAUGUGAUGCCAAAGGCCACCUUAGACAAGAUAGAUUUGGAAGGACUGGUAAUAAGACCAAGCCGUCUGGUGGUCAAAGCCUUCGAUGGGUCGCAAAGCCCGGUGUUUGGAGAGGUGGACCUCCCUGUGGUAAUAGGCCCUCACACUUUCUGCAUCAAUUUCCAAGUGAUGGAGAUUGAGCCUGCCUACACAUGUUUAUUAGGACGCCCUUGGAUCCAUGCUGCUGGGGCAGUUACCUCUACUCUGCAUCAAAAGGUGAAAUUUGUGGAUGGAAACUCUAUAGUAACCGUCAGUGGGGAGGAGGACAUAUUUGUCAGCAAUCUAGACUCAUACCGAUACAUUGAGGCUGGGGAAAAGGCAUUAGAGACUUCGUUCCAAGCACUAGAGAUUGCCACUGCUGUCACACUACCAAUUGAGAAAACACGAAGGGCGGUGACAUCCUGGAGAGACCUGCAAGACACAAAGAUGGAAGGCUGGGGAAAAAUUCCAGAAGUACAAGAGAAGAAAGAUCGUCUGGGGUUAGGAUACCAACCAACAAAGAAGGCUGCAAAGGAAGAGCAACGAUUCCCUCCGAUCGCACAGACUUUUGUUACAGGUGGAUACGAGCAUAAAGACAAUAACACUCAUGCCUCGCCCGAAGCAUAG
Messenger RNA from Vicia villosa (hairy vetch), 2022 nucleotides. RefSeq lists its product as uncharacterized. Gene Ontology annotation, molecular function: aspartic-type endopeptidase activity. The coding region runs from base 1 to 2022 and encodes 673 amino acids. The transcript has 4 exons. Lineage: Eukaryota; Viridiplantae; Streptophyta; Magnoliopsida; Fabales; Fabaceae. The record is from RefSeq and is a predicted model, not a curated record. Gene Ontology annotation, biological process: proteolysis.